CACACACACAUCAUCAUCCACCACCCACUCUGAGCAGGACCCCAGAGCUGCAGGCUUUGCAGCCUACCAGCUGCAGGCCCUGCUCGCCCUCCCUCUCCUUUAGGGCUGGGUUUUUCCAGCCGGAACCUCGCUCCCUCUACUGCAAUCUCUGGAAACUGGUGUCUGACGCGGCUGCUCCCGCCUAUUAUUUAUUUAUUUCUUCUUUUCUUCCUGCUGAGACCCUCCUGUCAGAAGGAGAGCCGCAGUCCGGAGAGAGAGAAAGGCAGAAGCUACAGGGGGAGCUGGGAGCAAAAAGGAGGUGGAGAGAGACUCCCAUACACCCUCCCUGCUUUCCACAGAGGACCAUGAGCAGCGGGCAAGAGGCCAGGAGAGAUGAGGGAGACUCCAGGAAAGACCAGGAAGCCUCGCUUCGGGACCGAGCCCACCUGAGCCAGCAGCGCCGACUCAAACAGGCCACCCAGUUCUUGCACAAGGACUCGGCUGACCUGCUGCCCCUGGACAGCCUUAAGAGGCUCGGCACCUCUAAAGACCUGCAGCCACACAGUGUGAUCCAAAGACGCCUGGUGGAGGGAAACCAGAGGCGGCUUCAGGGGGAGUCUCCCCUGCUGCAGGCCCUGAUCCGUGGCCAUGACAGCAGCAGGACCAGUGCGACACAGUUUCCAGCUCUGCUUGUCAACUGCAAGUGCCAGGACCAGAUGCUUCGAGUGGUCGUGGACACAGGGACCCAGCACAACCAGAUAUCUGCGGGAUGCCUCAGGCGCCUGGGGUUAGGAAAGAGGGUCCCAAAAGCCCCUGGUGGGGAUCUGGCACCUGAACCACCAAGUCAGGUAGAACAGCUGGAGUUAGAGCUGGGGCAGGAGACUGUGGCAUGCUCAGCUCAGGUGGUGGAUGUGGACAGCCCUGAAUUCUGCCUGGGACUGCAGACCCUGCUGUCCCUCAAGUGCUGCAUUGACCUGGACCGUGGAGUGCUUCGGCUGAAAUCCCCCUUCUUGGAGCUGCCCUUCCUGCCUCUGUACCAAGAACCUGGCCAGUGACCACUGUCUCAGCCAGUCCCUAGGGCGACACCGUCCGUGCCUUAGGGAAGAAUGUGUGGCGUGGGUAUUACCUGAGCAGGGUAUCUGGGGACCACUGCAUUAAUUUCUUUUCUCACCACCCUGAGCCCGCAGUCGGCCACCUCCCUCUCUGCUUCUCCAUCGCUGCCCUCUGCCCUAGGAAUUCCUACCCAGAGUUAUCUGUGACUCUGGGGUCCUGGCUUCCCCAUUCUCUCUUAUCCCUUCCCAAGUGCACCACCAAGUCACUUACAGAAAAGGACCUCCAGCAAAUGGGCUCUAGGCUUCACCCUGGCUGUAGAGGUCAAAGUUACCUGCUGCCUGCACCAGCCUGAAGCCCACCCCAAGCUGGCCCUCCUGACACAUGCCCCUUUGAUCCUGUACCCAUCUGCUUACAGCUGGGUGGGGGCGACAAGUAAGUAGGACUUGGUUUAGAAGGCACAGUCCCUGAGCUGUGGCCUGUGGUCAGUACCCUUUCGGGGUGGCAGAUGUCUGGGUGUCUUUCUGACCGGACAGACUCUCAAAUCGUGGCUAGGGAGGGGAAGAGAGACAAUGAUAUAUCUAACCCAAACCAGGGAACUGGGUCCCUUACAUGGGAACUAAACACAAAGCAGACCAAAGAGGAACCAGCACACCAAGUGUCACUUUCUUCACUUCAAAGAGGCUCUGGGUGUGGGGUUCCUGGUCUCAAUCCUAACCCCCCCUCACUGCAGUGCUUUGAGACAAGCUUCCUCCCAGUCUGCCUCCCACUGCUCCAUUAGUGGCAGACCAGCCCAGGGCAGGCCCUAAGCCUGCUUCUGCAUUUGAAUAAACAUGGUUUCUAUCUGUGGGUGCUCUGCCUUGGUCUCUCCCUCCUUACCUCCCGGGGCUCACAGUACGGUUGCCCUCAGGCGCAUAGGGGACCCAAGCUGGAACCCAGGCC
This is a messenger RNA of Mus pahari (shrew mouse), 1971 nucleotides long. RefSeq names its product nuclear receptor interacting protein 2 (gene Nrip2). Gene Ontology annotation, molecular function: aspartic-type endopeptidase activity. NCBI's taxonomy places the organism in Eukaryota, Metazoa, Chordata, Mammalia, Rodentia, Muridae. The record is from RefSeq and is a predicted model, not a curated record. The transcript has 6 exons. Bases 345 to 1034 code for a protein of 229 amino acids. Gene Ontology annotation, biological process: proteolysis.